GAGCUUCAUUAACAUAUUUAAAAAUAGAAAAUUACGAUCAAUCUGAGAUCCAUGAUAAAUUUGUUUGUUUUUUUGAUAUUCUGCUAUCCAUGCAACAAAUCUGUACUUGGAUGUAAUAAUUAUAAUGAAGUACGCUAACUUCAUUGCCAAUGUUAGGUUAUUUUCGUAGGUGAAGAAGCUGUUGAUGCAGGAGGAGUCCGCAAAGAAUUUUUCUUGCUUAUUAUGAGAGAGCUGUUAGAUCCCAAAUAUGGAAUGUUUAGGUAUAAUGAGGACUCAAGACUGAUCUGGUUCUCAGAUAAGACCUUUGAAGACAGUGACUUGUUUCAUCUGAUUGGUGUUGUUUGCGGACUAGCAAUAUAUAAUUUUACUAUUGUAGAACUUCACUUUCCGUUGGCUUUAUAUAAGAAGCUUCUGAACAGGAAACCUUCCUUGGAAGACCUCAAAGAGUUAAUGCCUGAUGUUGGCAGGAGUAUGCAACAGUUGCUAGACUAUCCAGAAGAUGAUGUGGAAGAUACCUUCUGCCUCAACUUUACAAUCACAGUUGAAAACUUCGGUGCCACAGAAGUUAAAGAGCUAAUUCCAAAUGGUGCUGAUAUCCCUGUUGUCAAACAGAAUAGGCAAGAGUUUGUGGAUGCCUAUGUGGACUACGUCUUCAAUAAAUCUGUAGCUUCUCUCUAUGAUGCAUUCCAUGAAGGUUUUCACAAAGUGUGUGGCGGUAAAGUUCUUCAGCUGUUUGAGCCGAAUGAACUGCAAGCAAUGGUGAUUGGGAACACAAACUAUGAUUGGAAAGAACUAGAAAAGAAUACUCAAUAUAAAGGAGAAUAUUGGGCAGAUCACCCAACAAUUAAAUUGUUUUGGGAAGUUUUUCAUGAGUUACCACUGGAAAAGAAGAAACAGUUUUUGUUAUUUUUGACGGGGAGUGAUCGUAUUCCUAUACUUGGGAUGAAGAGCCUUAGUCUAAUUAUCCAACCAACCGGAGGUGGAGAUGGAUAUCUUCCAGUAUCUCACACAUGCUUUAAUCUCCUUGAUCUUCCAAAAUAUACCAAUAAGGAAACACUCAGAUCGAAGCUGAUCCAAGCAAUCGAUCACUACGAAGGCUUCAAUUUAGUAUAACAUGUAAAUACCUAGCGCCAUGCAGUCAUUUAAUUGGGAACAUUAAGCCAAUGCUUCUAUCUGCUUUGCAGUGUCAAUGAGAGAUACCCAAGUUGUGAUGAUUAUAAGAGGCUGUUCAUAAACAUGUUCAGUGAUCUGAUUCUUUCAUGGCAGCCAAAAAUCCUUAUAUUAAUGAAUUGUCUUGAUGCAAACUCUGGAAUUGCAUUUUGCCAUCUUAACAAUAAAAAUGCAACUUUGGAAUAAAAGCUAAAGUUUCACUAACUAAAUUUUAGUAUUUCACAUAUUGCAAAAAUGACUUGCUGUGUGUGUGAAAGAUGUGCUUUUCUUUUCCAAUCACUGCAACAGUCAAAUAUUGAUUUUUCAUUUUGUUAAAAGUUUUUUAAAAAAACAAUAAAAUAUGCUCCAACAGCAGUAGAGUAUCUAUUGCUUUAUGGAAUUGGGGCUGCUUUGUUAAAACAAACUUAAAAUAAAUAGAGAGAGAAAGCAAGCAUAUCUUUGUCCACAUGUUGCUUGCUGAAGUUUGUUUGGGGGUGGGUUUGGUGAAAAGACAGUGAUUUGCCAUGAUACUAAGGAAAGUUUAUAUAGCAACUGUUUCAUCUUGAAACUAGUUCAGUUUCUUUUUAAAUGAAAGCUGUCAAGAGGAUGUCAAUGCUAUUUUGACAAUUCCUUCACAUGACCAUGGAGUUGUCAUUUGUUGACUAAAAUUAUGAAGGAUCCCUUUAUUAAAUUUUGAGAUUUGACCCAUGGUAACCCAAAUAAUACAGGAAUGUUU
Messenger RNA from Python bivittatus (Burmese python), 1885 nucleotides. NCBI's taxonomy places the organism in Eukaryota, Metazoa, Chordata, Lepidosauria, Squamata, Pythonidae. The record is from RefSeq and is a predicted model, not a curated record.